This is a messenger RNA of Mugil cephalus (flathead mullet), 4348 nucleotides long. RefSeq names its product transcription factor EC (gene tfec). Gene Ontology annotation, biological process: regulation of transcription by RNA polymerase II. Bases 2345 to 3655 code for a protein of 436 amino acids. Gene Ontology annotation, cellular component: nucleus. The record is from RefSeq and is a predicted model, not a curated record. The transcript has 8 exons. NCBI's taxonomy places the organism in Eukaryota, Metazoa, Chordata, Actinopteri, Mugiliformes, Mugilidae. Gene Ontology annotation, molecular function: protein dimerization activity; DNA-binding transcription factor activity, RNA polymerase II-specific; RNA polymerase II cis-regulatory region sequence-specific DNA binding.
ACGAAUAACAUAAGUGGGAAUAUAUAUCCUAUAAUGCAGAAUAUAGAGGCUGCAAAACAGUCAACUGCUGUGAUAUACUUAAAUUUUGUGGUAUCACAGAACUGGAGGUAGAGAUGGAUUUGACUGAGGGGGUGCACACAUGCAUAAGUACAUGUACGUACGUAAGAAAGAGGACGUGUGCACGUGCGUGUAAACUGCGUUAUUUUAGUGGUUUAUAUGUCUCUAAGUAGGAUAACUAAGUUAAGAAGAUGCAGCUAAUUUCAUUAUUUUUUUUAAUUGGACACAGGAAAUGAAAAUGUAAAUUGCACAGACUUUCUUAUUCAAACACUUUAAAAGAUAAACUGAAUGGCCAUUCUACUUUCUUUUUUUUUUUUUCCCUCAAACGGCCUUCACAGCAGGUUUGCAUGUCAGGACUAACUGUGCAAAAUGUGUGUAAAUAGAAAGUGAACCUGUGACCCCGUCUCUACCAGUAAUCACAAACACUGCUUCAGUUGUUGCAGCAGGUGCUGGCAGCCAAAUUGAAAAAAAAAAGGAGGGAAAAGCUGAAGAUCCGAACAGACACAACAAUCCCAAACUUGAGCCUCGAUUCUUAUCUCAUUCCUGUCCCAUGUGUAUGGCGGACACUGAUAAUUUUCAGCAUGUCCACUUCACACAUGCACAGGGCCGCCAUUGUCAAAGCUGGGCUUGGUGACUGAAGCACCAUUACCUCUCAAAUCUAAUCAGAUUCCCUUAAGUGGAUAACAAGCGUGUCUCCGGCAUUUACAGUAGUGAGAAAGCUGAAGUGAAACCAGGACAAUCCGCCGUCACACAAAGCAGAUGUGGUGUGCAGCAGUGCUGGCAUCCCUCCUGCUGUCCGUAGUGGAAAAAAAAUGUUGAUUGGCUAACAACUGGCAUCUUGUUUGGCCGGGACGAGUCAGAUAAAAACUCUCAGUCACUACUGACAGGAUGAGUAUUGUGAUGAGCCCCUUCUUAGUUAGGUGCAUGAGUGGUGAAUAAGACCAGCGAGUCUGGCUGACAUGGGGAAUUUAAUGCUGAGGUUUAGUAAAACACCAAAACUGCAGAUGGUUUAGUUGCCACUGAAAAUGUGAAAAUGCAAUUUGCUAACCAUUUGAAAGUUAAAAACGAAGACACUGUCGCUCAGUUGAAGUCAGUCAGACUUUAGAUGGUUUAAUAUAACCAGUUUUGCUCAUUUGUUAGUAUUUUUAGCUCAGCGCUAGCAACUUUUAUCAGAACGUUACUCAGACUUGCUUCAUGGGCUUUGAUUAUCUGCGCCUUUUCCUGAUAAGUUACAUCUGCUAACCGUUUUCAGCGCUGGAUGAUAUGCUCUAAAUGAGUCAUGACAAUGUGGAAACGAAAACUGGCUUAAACAUUUAAUUUUAAAUGGUCACAAAGGCAAAGAAGUGUCCUAGAAUAAAAUUAAAAAUACACAUAUUUAUCAUCACAUUUCCUCUCUCCAAUCAGUACUAAUCAGAUGAUUGUUACAUGAAUCAGCUACUAUGUCAGCAUUGAGGCUAAAGUGAUUUUCCUCUAGUUCCGGUUAAUUAGUUGAUCUCAGUCUUUUAUUUGGGGAUUUAAAAAAAAAAAUCAGAAGAGGCUGUUUUUUGACCAGCGAACAUUUGAGAGGAAGUAAGAGAAAUCUGGAACUAAGACUAACAUUAUAAGAUCGCUGUUAAUAUAUAAUCCCCAAAACACUCUGCAUGCCACGAACUAACAAAGGGAGUUUCAACAAUAAACUUAUUGUCCUCCUCUUAUUACGUCCCCUGGUCAAGCAACCGAAUGACACAUUUUAGUUGGGAGCCAAAAAUAAAGCUCAACUUACUUAAAGUACGUUACUCAAAAUAGCUUUAUUGCUGUUAAUAAAUGGGAAAAUGAUAAUACUAAACUAUCUACAAUGCAACCAGUGAAUGAAUGAAAAGGCCUGGUUAAAAAUGGCAUUAGAGAAGUUAUUUAAAACCCUCAUUGGGGAACAAGGGUCAAUUGUGCUGCCACAACCCCUGAAGCAGGCGGCAGAGGACUUUGGGAGAUGACCAAUGAUUGGUCAACAGGACAGAAAGGGCGGUCCGAAUGAAUUAGUGAUAGACGCUAAAGGCAGAUAGCCUGCUGUGAUCAAACCCUAGAUGAUCUGACAGUCUAGUGUUUGAAGUGAUUACCAUGCUACGCAACAUAAAGGCUUACGCCCAGCUUUGGGCCUAAUUAGUUCACUUAGAGAGCUUUAUAAGACACUCGUAGGGGACUGCAAGGGACAGAAACUCACUGAGAAGUCACGAUAGCAGCAGACCUGGAUCCCUAAAGUUGCUGCUACAACCAGAGUAAACCAAUCUGAAGAUUAUCUGCUUUUCUGAGAAUGCCACACUUAAGUGACUGCAGUUACUACACAAUGCGGGACGCAACCAGAGCUUCAAACGUACAGAGCCACCUGGAGAACUCCAAGUUUCACCUCCACCAGAGCCAGAGCCAGCCGGUCAAGCAGUACCUGACGCUGGGCUCCAAGCUGGCCUCCUCGGCCGCGUCGGGCCACGCCGUGCAGCAUCCACACACCCCCGGCCAGGUGCUGGCCACCGUGCCCAUCAUGAGGAACGGACACAUGGCUUCGGUCAGCGACGGCAGCAACCCCAACAGCCCCGUCACCCUGCUCACCAUGUCCAACCACGACAGCGAGUUUCCAAUGGAUGAAGUUAUUGAUGACCUAAUUAGUCUUGAAUCCGGCUUCAAUGAUGGAGGCCUGGAUUGCAUGGAGCCUAACAUCUUAAUGCAAAACAAUGUGUCCCUCAGUAGCAGCAUGCUGGACGUCUAUGGGGGUGAACAAGGUAUGAACGCCCCUAAUGGUGGAAUGAGUCCCACAUCUAACCCCACAAAGCUCACUGUAAAAAGGGAAUACACAGAACACGACACAAGGGUGAUGGCCAAGGAGAGGCAGAAAAAAGACAACCAUAAUUUGAUUGAAAGAAGACGAAGAUACAACAUCAACUACAGGAUUAAGGAGCUGGGGACGCUCAUACCAAAGUCGAAUGACCCAGACAUGAGGUGGAACAAAGGUACCAUCCUGAAGGCCUCGGUGGAGUACAUAAGGUGGCUGCAGAAGGAGCAGCAGCACGCCCGGGAGCUGGAGAGCCGUCAGAAGAAGCUGGAGCAAGCGAACAGGAGGCUCCUGCUGAGGAUCCAGGAGUUAGAGAUUCAGGCACGAGCGCACGGACUCCCGAACAUGGCUGCGGCCUUGGGGACAGUUGAACUAUCAUCCCAUCUUCUCAAACAGCAGCAACAACAACAACAGCAGCAGCAGCAGCAGCAGCAGCAGCAUUCACCUCCCCAGGCCCAGCAACUGCAGCAGCCCCCCCUCUACCAGGAGGACCCCAACGGCGACUACCUCCAGAGGAUCGUCGCGACCGGGGUGCCGUCCAUCGCCACAAUCAGCGGGCCGCAGGAUCACAUCGCGGGCGCCGACGCCGGCACCACAUUCUCCGACCCGCUGUCCCAUUUCACAGACUUCUUCACCGCCACGCUCAAAGAGGAGCACCAGCUGGACGAGAUCCUGAUGGACGACCCGCUGUCGCCGUUCGGCACCGACCCGCUCCUGUCGGCGGGCUCGCCGGGCGCCGCGUCCAAGGACAGCAGCCGCAGGAGCAGCUUCAGCUCCGCGGAGGGCGACGACCUAUAAGGGUCGGCCUCCUCACUGACACUCUCUCGUUGUCGCUCGACGCCGACGAGGCCGCGACCCCCCCCCCCCCCGGCGGUAAAGGGCAAAACAGGAGCCUUUAAAAGACUGACGGCUCAAGGGUUUCAAGUAAUUUAAAUGACAGCUGACACGCCUGACAGCACCAACCUGUGCGUGAAGUGUGUAGCUCUUGUUGAUCGGGGGAGUGCUGCAGCUCGACUGUCCCAAAAAAGCUCUGCAAAGCUCAGCUCUGCCUCCCAAUCACAGCAGAAACAGACUCGUAAUAAAAAGGGACAUUUAUCAGUAAAUAAUGUAAAUAACUUCUUUUUUUUUGGUAAACACUGGUGGCUAUACACUGUAUAAUAUGAAAAAUAACUACUAAAAACUUGCUAAAAGUAUCCUUUUUUUUAUAUAAAAAUGCAAAUACUACUACUACUACACAAACGGUUCUUAACCAGUUGCAGACAUUUGCGUUGUGUAACGUGCCUUACGUAACCGAUGUACUCACCUCAAUGCCUAACAUGUCCUCAGCCCUUUGUCUGUGUCUUUUAUAUGUUUUUGUUGAAUAAGCAUGUUUGUAUUUAUAUAUGUUUAAAUCCAUGUAUUCAUAAAACAGAUAUAUAUUAUUAGCUAACAUGUUUUUUAUUCUUAGUAGGGGUGGGGAAAAACUAUAAUAAACCCCUUUUUUUGAUAUUA